AGUGCCCCGUUCCGUCCUUCACGGUCACGUCACGUAGAUUUGGGCGGACCCAGCGCUCUGUGGGGUCCAUGACGACCCUUGUAGAGGAGGAUAAGGGUACUGCCUAAAAACAGACGCUUUUAUUGGACACGUAGUGUUGCUAGGCGCCAGGGGAUGUCCGUAAGAACGCAUCAGCACUGGAACCGAAGCUAACUAUGAACGCUAAAACAUAACGAGGGAGGAAUCUUUAGGGGAGGUGUCGGUAUUAUCCGAGAUGAGGAGAGCAUUGCCGCAGUGAGCAAAUAAUCUCAUCAACGGGCUGUGGAUUUCAUGUCCCUUACAGACAGGUUGACAUUUCUAAGAAGCAGGCGUACUCGGGAUGAAGCUGCUGUCUGGUUGCUUGGUGAAAGUAGAUGUCUGAGAGACCAUUCAUUAAAAUGACAUUUCAAGGGACAGCCGCGCGCUUUAUAGUUUUGUGACGGAUUAAACAACGUGACAGCCUCUGUCAACUACCCAGCAUGCUAUAGGCCUAUGUUAAUGCGAAGUCUGGCAGCCGGUCUUCAAAUGAUGCCGAACUGCGUCAGACUCUAUUGCAGGUGCAUUCAUUCAAGGAGGACCAUGCAAACGGCUGAAAGUCACAGAUGAGUGUCCAGCGAUUCAUUGGUCAUGGAAAACCUGACUGGAUCCGACUCUGAGCAGCAGCCUGUGGGCGUCACAGUUCCUUCUGUCCCCUCAAAAAAGACUGUGAUUUAUGAAAAUGGUCAUGAACAUCCCACUCACACAGACUCCGCAGCUGCUGCACACAGAGGGGCCAGUGAUCCAACUGCAUACCCCCUAUCAGAUUUCAAAAGUCUUGUCCGGCAGAGAUUUAUACGCAGAAGUUUGUGGUUCUCUGAGUCAGAGGAUCCAGAGUUUGAGGUGUCCGAGUGCUACACCACCAGCAGUCCCAUUAAAAAUGCACAUAUUGCGGUCCAGAGGAGCUUUAACGAAGAGAUUCAGGUUGGACAGAGGGACAGUUUAAAUGAGAACUUCACCAAAGAACCAGAGACAAUUGAGGCUGAGGAGAAACAUGAUGCUGAACCAUCUGAAACCCCCAAAAGUGUGGGGAAAGCUGGGAGCGACGAGAACGAGGAAGAGGCCGAAAUGAAGGCCGUAUCCACCUCGCCAGGUGGACGCUUUCUUAAGUUUGAUAUUGAACUUGGCAGAGGGUCGUUUAAAACGGUCUAUAAGGGCCUGGACACUGAGACGUGGGUGGAGGUGGCCUGGUGUGAACUUCAGGAUCGUAAGCUGUCCAAAGCAGAACGUCAGAGGUUUAAAGAGGAGGCAGAGAUGCUAAAAGGUCUUCAGCAUCCAAACAUUGUGCGCUUCUAUGACUUUUGGGAAUCUCCUCUUAAGGGAAAGAAGUGCAUUGUUUUAGUCACUGAACUGAUGACAUCUGGGACACUGAAAACGUAUCUGAAGCGAUUCAAGGUGAUGAAACCAAAAGUUUUACGAAGCUGGUGCAGACAGAUCUUAAAAGGUCUUCACUUUCUCCAUACAAGGACACCUCCCAUCAUCCAUCGAGACCUGAAGUGUGACAACAUCUUCAUCACUGGUCCUACAGGCUCAGUCAAGAUUGGAGAUCUUGGCCUGGCCACUCUAAAGCGAACUUCCUUUGCCAAAAGUGUAAUCGGCACUCCAGAGUUUAUGGCCCCUGAGAUGUAUGAGGAACACUAUGAUGAAGCUGUAGAUGUGUAUGCAUUUGGGAUGUGUAUGCUAGAAAUGGCCACAUCCGAGUAUCCAUACUCAGAGUGUCAAAAUGCAGCUCAAAUCUAUCGCAAAGUUACUAGCGGUGUGAAGCCAGCCAGUUUCAGUAAGGUGGCCGUGCCUGAAAUAAAAGAAAUAAUUGGAGAGUGUAUCCGCCAUCGUUGGGAGGAAAGGUACUCCAUGAAGGACUUACUGAAUCAUGCAUUCUUUGCGGAGGAGACUGGAGUAAGAGUAGAGCUAGCUGAAGAGGAUGACGGCAAGAAGUCUUCCAUUGCUCUAAGGCUUUGGGUUGAAGAACAAAAGAAACUUAAAGGCAAUUAUAAAGACAGUGGUGCUAUCGAGUUUACAUUCGACCUGGAAACAGAAGUCCCAGAAACAGUUGCCCAGGAAAUGGUGGAUUCUGGGUUCUUUUUAGAGAUUGAUGUGAAGAUUGUGGGUAAGUCUAUCCGUGACCGUGUGUCUCUAAUAAAGUGGAGACGGCAGCGGAACGCCUUAGGCCAUAAUGGAAAGACAGAAGAGAGAAGCACCAAGACUGAGACACAGAAUCUCCUUCAGGUGCCCUCCACAAAGCCACCUGUGGGUGGACCACCCAGUCUUCCAUCCGAAAGAGAGGAGCUACAGACCGAAGCAUUCAGCCUGGUCUGUAGUGCGACUACAGCUACACAAGACAGCAGUGCUGUCUCAACGAUGGUAACAGGCACUUUGGGCAACCAAGACAACACCUCUCAGCAAUCCCUCUCUGAGUCCAUUUCCACUGCACAAAGGGUCUUAAGCCCUCCAACACUGCUUCUGGCUCAGUUGCCAGAAAGUUCGCAACAGCUAUCUACUGCACACCUGCCUCUGGGCACUCAACAGCAAUCUGCUCUACAAAUGCCCCAAGGUGUCCCACAACAAACCAUAGGUCAGUUACUCCAUGGGACCCAGCAACAACCUAGUUCUCAGCAACCCCAGCGAGCCCAACAACAGCCUUGUGCUCCCCAACACCAGGCUGCACAAGCACAGGCCCAUGGUUUGGUGCCACAAGCUCCCCAGCAACAACCCACCGUUCAGCUCCACCAGCAAUAUCAGCAGUCAACUCAUCAGCUACAACAAGGGGCUUUUCAGCAAUCUUCGAUACACCUGCAUCAGAGAGCCUACCAGCAAUCACCUCCUUCUGGACAAUUGUUUUCAUCUAAGACCGUCUCUGCUCCAGCUACUCCUGUACCACAUGCUCAUCAACAGAGCAUUCCGUCCCCUGCCCUCAUAGCACAGCAAAACCAGACGACUGUACCACUAGCACAGGAGUUUCAUCUCUAUUUCCAUCCUGAAGCUUUCCUGCCUCAGACAUUAUCAACAUUUCAGCCCCAAGUGCAGGCAUCUUCAGCUGCUCAGACUAUGCCACAGCAUUUGCUACAGUCAGCUUCUACAAUGUUCAGCACCGCGACCCUUUCUCCACAACCACAGCUAAAUGUUCAGACCCCCAUUCUCCAGCCUCUACAAAUUGCUACACAGUUUCCAUCGACAUAUCCUCUUUUGCCAGAAGGGGGCACAUCUGCAGUGACAGAGUCAAUACCUUUCUCCUCAGUCUCUUACUCUUCUCCCUACCCCACAAAUGUUCCUCCUGUAUCUUCACCAUACUACUCACCACGCCCUUUCCCUGCUCCUCUUCCCAUACAACCAAUGCAAAAUGUACCCUGCAUGCUAGGAGCAGGCACACCUGUGUCCACCCCUCUAAAUGUUCCUACCCCUAUACCUCUCCUGGCCAUGGCCCUGUCCCCACCCAUGCUUCCUCCCGGGGAACAUACGCGGCAGAUGUACUCCCCAGUUCCAGCACCAGAAGGUGCCCUUUUCCAAUCUCAACCGCAACCAACACAGCCCUCCCUUCCCCUCCCUAAUCCAGCCUCCCUCCGUCAGCAAGACCCAUCUAUUCCUGAAACUUUUACAGAGGAGUACCCUCGGCAUGAGGAACUACAGAUCCUGGCCCCAGCUCACACCAUAAUGUCGCAGAUCCAGUCUCCCCCACAGGACAGGCAAUCAGACCCAAAGUUUACCCCUGCCCAAGCCCUACAUGAGACUGCGGAGCCUCUUCUACAGUCUGCUGGCAUACAGACAAGAUAUGCUGUUCCUGAGAGUACUGGCAUGCCCAGAACAAUUCAGCAAAUGGCAGACACUGUUUCAAUGCCUAUUCCUCCUGCACCAGAGCCCAGCCCAUUUCAACCCAGCACUGAGGCACCUGUAUCUAUUCCAUUCCAUAGCUAUGUAUGUGACAGCCUUUACCAAGAUGCAGGAUCUGGUAAAGAAAUGAGUGACAGCUAUGAGGGAUCCACUGGUGGUGGAAAGGGUGAUGGCAAACCUAGAAAGCACCACCGCAAAUCCAGUCGCACGCGCUCACGCCAGGAAAAAAUUAACAAGCCAAAGCUAAACAUGCUAAAUGUUAGUGAUACAGGUGACAAGAUGGUGGAAUGCCAGCUGGAGACGCACAAUCAUAAAAUGGUGACUUUCAAAUUUGACCUAGAUGGAGACGCACCUGAAGAAAUAGCCACUUACAUGGUGGAAAAUGGUUUCAUUCUACCGAUUGAAAAGGAAAUUUUUAUAGAUCAACUUAAAGACAUUGUCGACAAGGCAGAGGACAUUCUAAGCGAGGACAUGGACGAACAGAAGAAAUCAGAACCUGGGACAAGUAAUUUGCAAGGACAAAUUCCUAGAGAUCAAGGGGCAGAGGGGGAAAAGGGACUUCAACCUGAGGCCCCCCAGCUAGUUUAUCAGCAAAAUGUUCUACACACGGGUAAGCGGUGGUUCAUCAUCUGCCCUGUGGAAGAGGCUCCUAUUGCCAGUAAGGAUGUAUCCUCAGAUGGAGUUCCAUCUACACAAUCUCCAUCCACAACAACAAUAACUGAUGGGACAGCUCAGCCUGGUGAGAGUGCAUCAGCACAGCCACCAGAACCCAGCACAGGAUCUGCCUCUGUAUCACUGGAUUCAGAAACCUGUGCCACAGCACCUCCAUCUGGAGAAAGUGAUCCCUAUGGGGUCUGGAGCCCCCUCUCUAUGACCACUACUGAUCCUCUUUCUUUGGCUGCUCUUUCCCAAGCUUCCCCUGGCCCACAAGCCACUGCAAUGCCAGUGCAGCCUGCUUCCCAUCCAGAAGAGGGGCCACAGUUGGGCUCAGUCAGUGUACAACAAUCCCAGCCGUGCAUGGAUCCGCAAAGCUCUCUUUUUGUGGAUGAGACCCAGAAUGGCAGAUUAGGCUCAGUUUCCCCCAUGCACACUGCUCAGCAGAUGGCUGAAAUUGCAUGUGCCGUCUUCAUGGUGGAGGAUGUGCCUUGCUGUCCCUUGGUCAUGCCGCUGUCCCUUGAAGUGAGCAGUGGGGCUCAGAAGUCAUCCUCUGUGAUACCACAACCAUCACAAGACACCACGUCUGCUCGGGAACAACUCCACUCCAUUACAUCUGGUCAGGUGGAACGUACCCAGCAGCCUGUGGUACUUCAGCAGCCCGUGUCAAAUGUGAGUGGAACUAAGGCACCUUCCCUGCCUCAAAGCCCCGCUCCUUCACAACACCCCUUUGUCCCUUGUGAAUCAGAUGGAGAGGGGCGUACCAGAGGAGGGUUUGUAGACAGCACUAUCAAAACUCUGGAUGAGAAACUGAGGAAUUUACUGUAUCAAGAGUAUGCUCCCAUGUACCCAUCGGGAAGUGCUGCUGAAACUCCAGGAUCUGGCACGGAGUAUAUCCAGUCACCGCCUGGACCAGAGAGUGCAAUGGGAGGGUCAGGAACCAGCACACCUAGUCUUAUGGGAGAGGGACGAUUCAGAGCAGGAGAGCAGUUGCCACAGAUUCCAGAGCGUGUAGACAGUUUAAGUGCUCUCAGCGACUCUGCGGUUGCAGUCACUGUGCCCAGGAGACCUGUGAUGGCACACUCUACCUCUUGUUCUGGAUCUAGAAGUCGAUAUAAGAUGGUGCCUAGCUCCGCUGAUAUCCUGUCAGGUCAAGGCCGAAAGCAGCGUAGCCUGAGCAGCACAGCUUCUCCAGCACACCCUGGUGGUUUUUUUGGAGAAUGUGCAAUGUAUAAAGAGCCAACUGUUUCAGCUACUACUGUUGGCAGGUUCUCAGUAGUCAGCACAGAAGACGAGGUCACACGCAGGAAGCUCAGCAGCAGAUAUUCCGCCCCACCUGACUUUUAUCUGGACGCCCCACCACCUCUGACCAAACGAGGCUCACUGCCAAGGGCCUCACUCUCAGCAGACGUCACCGUUCAGACCCGUUUCAUGUCUUCUGACUCUGGGGCUGAGAGCAGCCCUGCCAAAAUGGCACCCACAACCCCAUCCCGUCAUGGUAGGACUGAAAGGAGAGGAAGUGACCUCAUGAAAAGAGCAGUGGCUUUCCUGAGGCGCUCCGGUCGCAGUAGUAGUGUGCAAAGCUCUGAUUCGCCAAGCAGAAAAGGAGGGGUGUACGGAUCCUAUGUCAGCAGCGACAAUGACUCAGAGAUGGAGGACUCCGAUAUAAAGGAGCUUCAAAGACUAAGAGAAAAGCAUAUGAAGGAAAUAUCCGAAUUGGAGGCCCACCACCGAGAAGAGAUUGAGCUUCUCUACAUCAGAUUAGGGAAACCACCUCCUCAAGGUCUUUAUAUUCCGCCCACAGUGUUCCCAGCUGGACGCAAGCGCAGGACCAGCAAACACAAACUAAAACCUGGCAAACUGCUCAGUCCUUUAGUACAACAGCUCAGAAAUGUUGCCUCCAAAACUAGUGACAGCAGCAAACUUAAUGAUUUAACCAAAUCAGCUGAGGCUGCCCCUAGCUUGAAUGGGUCUCCUGCCAGGGCUUCCAACGUGUCUGAUGGCAAGGCUUAUUCUGAGGCAGGGACUCUUCCUUGUUCCGUGUCUGUUCCGGUUCAGACCCAACAGCCCUGCUCUCUCAAAGGAUCUCUCUCCUCCGACAAUAUCUACUAUGGUCUCCAGGGAGAAGGACCUGUGCCAUGCCGCCAGCCCGGCCAAGGCUGGCCUCCUUCUCCUCAGGCAUCUGCACAGGUCACCUAUAAAUCCAGUAGUAAACCACGCGCUAGAAUCUUCAGUGGGCCUAUUUCUCUGUCCAUCUGGUCAACACUUAAACGCCUGUGUCUGGGUAAAGAACGUGGCAGCAGAUCUGGAACACCGUCUGCUGCCUCCAAUCAGUCCCCAAUGCCUCCUGGAUCCACUCCACCUCCUCACCAGCCAACUGGUCUCGCCCAAGCACAGACUAACAACAGCAACAACAAGACAGAUGCUUUCACACAACAGCUUCAUAGACUGGUGGAUAACUGGGCAGAAGGGGUGAGGGCUCCUUCACGCGCAUGCUCACGCUCAUGCUCCCUCAAUCUAAGACCACAGCAACUAUCCAGAUCCAGGAUCUGGAGCGCUAUAGAGGCUCCAGGUUCAAUAGAAAGACUGAAUGCUUCCCAGCUGCCUCUUUCAUGGCCACAGAUUGAUUUCCAUGCCUCUGCAAUGGCGACUGACCCUUCACAAGUACUCCAGCGCAGUUUCAUGGUGCCUGGUAACCCUUACAGAAAGAUGCUAACUGCUCCACACUUAGACAUGGACCACUGGCCGGCAAUGACUGCCACUCAUAACCAAGAAGUCUUUGCUUUCUCUGUUGUGCGCUCACCCUCAUGGACAGCACCUUCUUCCCCCAGUGAGGUUCCAAGUUCUAGAAAUAGGACCAUGUAGCUUAACCAUCACUGUACUUACAGUUCUUACUCUGUCGCCAAAAAUACUUUAGUUUCUUUAGAGUGCUGGUUAGGCCUAUCAGUGUGCAAUUCUGUUGCAGUCUGCUAGCAUGUAGUUGCUUACAAUGCGGUAAUCCUACACAAACAUGUAAAUAUACAGUCCAACAACGUAGUCAUAUAAUGUAGGCAGUUUACAUUCGGUAUUAUUGUACAUAUUCAUAUAGCCUAUGUAGAAUAACAAAAUUUUAGCAUAAGCAUAUGUACAGAAUAUAUAUUUUUCAUCAAAACCUAUUUAGCUUGCUUGUGUUUGUGCAGAAUCAACUUCCUUUACACCUUGAGCUGUACACUUGUGUAAAUGCUUUAUGGUACAGUAAUAUGCCCUUAAAUCUGUGUAGAUCUGUAUAGACACUGUUUAUACUUCUGUAAAUAUUAGCUUUGUCUGCAUAUGUGCAUAAACUGGACAAAGUGAAUGAAAGACUGAGGUGUAGGUUAGUCAGUGUUUUGGGGGUGAAUAGUAUCACAUCACAGUUGGAUGAAAACACUGGAGUGGUCAUGGUUAUGACAUCAUUGUGAAUGUUUCACAGCGUCCUGCAGUGAUCACUAAUCACUAGGUCCAAAACACAUAAUCGCAUGCUAGAAAGUUAACAACCACAAAUUGCACUGAGAAAUGAGAAUACUUUAACAGACUGAACAUUUUAGGUGAACAAGCCUGCAAGAGUGCCUUGAACAGCAACUUAGGACUGUGCUAUGUACAUUACCAGCCAAUGUACAGAGGGUAAUGGUGACUGCUAUUAAUUUUCUGUUACCCAGCAUAAUAUAACUAAAUUCAUGUUUCCCCACCGGCAGUUAAUUAUGUCCGUUAUGGAGGUUUAUAAAAUACAUUUCAAAAUUACCUAUUCAUGGUAUAACUCAGUUACGAGUUUGUUUGCAGUAAUCAAGUCAUUUUCUGUCAUCUAAUACAGUAAAAAAAAAAAAAAAAAAAAAACACCACAGCGAUCUACUACAACAAAAAGAGCAAUAUUUGUUUAUCAAAAGUGUUAUAACCCUCAAGUUAUUUUUUGAAGUCUAAAAGAAAAAAAAAAGAUCUCUGCUGGUGCAGUCAUGUUUGCAGUUACAGCACAGUCUCAUAGCACAAUGCCAUCAUUUAGAUCUCAGUGCUACUGUUUUCAUUAAUAAUAAUAAUAAUGGAGUUUCCUGGUGGAGCUCCAGUGGUUUCAUACAGUGUUGACAGACUGAUUCUUUGCAAAAUAUAUUCAUGAAACACCAUGUCUACCCUAAACUAACUAACAUCUAUAUUUGACUUUCAAAAUAUAGUAAUGAGUGGAAGGCAAACAUCUGUAGAUGUUCUAUAUAUAUAUAUAUAUAUAUAGCAGUAGACCUUAGUGAGAUUAGAUCUAACCUUGCGCUAAGCAGAGGUGUAGACAGGUCAUUGUUUUUUUCUCGUGGUAAACGGUGCUAUAAUGUAUGAGAGUCUUUACAACUCUUAUGAUACAGCAAAUCGUUUUUCAAUUUAUUAUCUAUUAUUUUUGUAUUUCAUGAAUGCAACAGUUAUCUUAAGAUUAAUCAGAAAUAUUGAAAUAAAAUGAAAUGGGCCAAUGAUAUUUGCGUCAUGAAACAUUAUGAUGAAAUUUCAUUUAGGUACUGUUUUUCUGCAUUAUUGCACUAUGCCAGUGCUUGUAUUAUGACACUGCUAAGCUUGUUUACAUUCUGUACUGCUACAUAGACCUAAAUAUAAGGUGGCCUAUCUCAAAUCUGAGCCAUUUUACUUGACGUUUAUGUUCAAAAAAGUUAAUUACACUCUUUACAAUCUUCAAAAGAAAUGCAUUUUGUUACACAUUUGCAGAAAUGUCUGCCUUGUACAAACACAUGAACAAUAGCCAAUGUGACACUGAUGUUAAAAUUCAUAUCAUGAUAAAAAGUAUUGCAGAACUUUUCCAUACCACUAUUUCAAAAUAUUAAAGGUAAAUUCAGCAUUUGCA
Messenger RNA from Carassius gibelio (silver crucian carp), 9376 nucleotides. Its product is annotated as serine/threonine-protein kinase WNK2. Gene Ontology annotation, cellular component: cytoplasm; cytosol. The record is from RefSeq and is a predicted model, not a curated record. Gene Ontology annotation, biological process: positive regulation of potassium ion import across plasma membrane; positive regulation of sodium ion transmembrane transporter activity; negative regulation of sodium ion transport. NCBI's taxonomy places the organism in Eukaryota, Metazoa, Chordata, Actinopteri, Cypriniformes, Cyprinidae. Bases 646 to 7398 code for a protein of 2250 amino acids. Gene Ontology annotation, molecular function: potassium channel inhibitor activity; ATP binding; chloride channel inhibitor activity. The transcript is spliced from 31 exons.